AUGACUUCAUAUAAAAUAGAGAGAGUAGCGGCCACGGCGACGACGUCGGUGGAUUCUCCAAAGCCUGACCCAGACACUGACACUGAGCUCGAUACCAAUCCAAACCUUAACCCUAACCCUAAUUAUUCAAACUCGUUAGUCCCCGCCUCCUCCAAUGGCACUAAUGUCUGCCUUCUCAAGUUUGCCGGAGACUCUGCUGGCAGCGCAUUCAUGGGCUCCAUUUUUCGCUACUGGUGCUGA
Molecule: messenger RNA, 240 nt
Organism: Prunus armeniaca (apricot)
Lineage: Eukaryota; Viridiplantae; Streptophyta; Magnoliopsida; Rosales; Rosaceae
Source: the annotation of a GenBank genome assembly